GUGACCGGUCUGUUUGCUAAAGACAUACUUCCUUAGCUGUACCCUUCCCUAUCACUUAGCUAGUUAAGUUUGAUGUCAUUACUUUCUACGACGUGUCAUUAAUAUGGGAGCGCUGUCACACCACACGGUGCUGAGAAACAGAAAGAAAAGAGUUGAAAACGCCCUGAGACCUCAGGUUUGAUUUCAAGUGCAGUUUAUGACACCAUGUUGGUGACAACAUAUCUUGCCAUCAUUUUCCUGCUUGCCCUGUGUGUCGGCCUUGAGAUCACAGCACGCCGCCUCACCCCACCUCAGUCUACUCCUACCGCUGUAGCCAACCCAGCCUUCCGUCGCUUCCAGAGUAUAUUCCUCCGGGCAUACCUUUUGGCUUUGUGGGCAGACUGGCUCCAGGGUCCUUACCUCUACAAACUUUAUCGCCACUACAGCUUCCUGGAAUCCCAAAUAGCCAUUUUAUAUGUGUGUGGCCUGGCUUCCUGUGUUCUGUUUGCUCCUUUUUCAGGCUGGCUCCCUCAAGCCUUGGGCCGCAGACAAACAUGUCUUCUCUUUUGCCUGUCCUACUCUGCUUGCUGUCUCACAAAGCUGUCCAGAGACUACUUUGUUUUGAUUGUGGGCCGUGUCCUGGGGGGUCUGUCCACAUCCCUGCUCACCACCUCAUUUGAAGCCUGGUACGUGUACCGACAUGUAGACGUCCAUGAUUUUCCCAAGGAGUGGAUCCCCAGCACCUUCACCAAAGCCGCUACCUGGAACCAUGGGCUUGCUGUUGGAGCAGGGCUGGUGGCUAACUUGCUGGCUGAGUGGCUCCACCUUGGGCCAGUGGCUCCCUUUCUCCUGGCUGUCCCCUGCCUGCUGUGCUGUGGUUGGGUGGUACUAACAGACUGGGGCAAGGAAGAGGCUGAAGGAGGUCCUGAAGGGGGCAAACAGACACUUCUCCUUGGCACUCCAAAUGGAGGUGUGACCCGAUUGUCUGCGAAGGCCCGGUUCUCACGCAGCUGCCAUGAGGGGCUGCGCUGCCUGAUGUCCGACAGGAGAGUCAUGCUCUUGGGUGGAGUGCAGGCUCUGUUUGAAAGUGUCCUCUACAUUUUUGUUUUCCUGUGGACCCCAGUACUGGACCCUCAUGGGCCUCCUUUAGGAAUAGUGUUUUCUUGCCUGAUGGCUGCCAGCAUGGCUGGCUCCUUGCUGUACCGCCUAGCCACCUCCACUCGCUACCGUCUACAGCCUGGCCAUGUGCUAUGCUUGGCUGUGCUGAUGGCUUUCUUCUCCUUAUUCAUGCUGACCUUUUCCACUGCCCCAGGCCAGCCUAGACCUCAUGAAUCCUUUCUGGCCUUCCUGCUGCUGGAGCUUGCCUGUGGCCUCUACUUCCCAGCAGUCAGUUUUCUCCAGGGCAGGGUUAUCCCAGAGGAGAAGAGGGCUGGUGUGUUGGCCUGGUUCCGGCUGCCUCUGAACCUGCUGGCCUGCCUAGGGCUGCUUGCCCUCCAUGGGGAGGUAUCAGGAACAGGUGGAGGGGAGGGUGGCAGUGGCACCAGACACAUGUUUGGAGGCUGUGCCAUCAUGAUGCUGGCAGCUUUGAUGGCCGUUGUUAGUCUGUUCACCCUGGGGAGAAAUGACACAGACCUGAGACUGGAGGGAACCAGAGGGGAGGGGGAGAUGUACUGAGGAGAUGGGCCACAUAUCCAUCUAUGCUUUACUGGUUUGAAAUGUGUUAUACCUGUUUUUUGUCAAUGAAAGUAGAAACUUUGUGUGUUUGACCAGGGAAGUCAGAAGUCUACAAAUUGCCAACUGCAUCAGUGAAGAGAAUCAAAGCCCAAAAGGGGUGUUUUGGUAGAUUCAAAUUUAAUUAAAUUUCAAUUUUUAUAUGUUUACCUUGUUGAAAGAGACUUUCAUUAAUCCUGUCUGUGUGGGGAUGCUUUGGGAACAUGGCCAAAUCUACCUUCAUUUGUCAUGCAAAUUGCUGAAAACUUAGUCAGCCAUGUCCAAAACCCAUGUAUCAUUCCAUCAACUGUUCCAGAUAACAUGUUAUUGCCUCAGUGUGUACACCUAUAGGGAGAUGGGAUGAUAUGUUUGACAAGAUAUAAUUAAUUUCACCUCUCAGUAGCACCGUGGGUAUAAGUAAUUCUGAAGUUUCUUUGAAAUGCUCAGCAGCAAACAUGAAAAGACAUUAAUGCGAGACAUUAAUGAGAGCUGAAUGAGUAUCCAAAGAAAUGAGGUCAUGACUAGCAUGUAGACCAGUAUCUGAAUGUCAGUUUGUACAAAAGCCUACUUCUUGCACAGUACUUCGAUUUCUGUAUGGGUUUUUUUUUUUUUCCCAGCAUCUGUGUUUUUUAUUAAAAAGAGCAAUCUACUGUAGGUCAGUUUUACUAUGAAUACUUUUUAUGCACCAUCUACAGGAUAUUUUCUCUGUAUUAUCUUAACAUAUCUCUGUUAUUUGCACUUUUAAAUA
Seriola dumerili (greater amberjack) is the source of this 2437-nucleotide messenger RNA. RefSeq names its product major facilitator superfamily domain containing 5 (gene slc61a1). Gene Ontology annotation, molecular function: molybdate ion transmembrane transporter activity. Gene Ontology annotation, biological process: molybdate ion transport. Lineage: Eukaryota; Metazoa; Chordata; Actinopteri; Carangiformes; Carangidae. The coding region runs from base 205 to 1653 and encodes 482 amino acids. The transcript has 2 exons. The record is from RefSeq and is a predicted model, not a curated record. Gene Ontology annotation, cellular component: membrane.